AUGGCGGUGUGUUUCCAGCAGCCAGCGAGCCUUGACUUCCACAGGCCCAAGCCAUCACGAAAGGGGGCCAGUGUGGUGAAGGUGGAGGACAUCUAUCGCUGGGCUGACAAAGAGCAGAGGCGUAGCACGGACUCGCACAAGAGGGACACCUUGACGAGUAUACAUGCACAACUUCUCAAGGAGUCUGACAUAAAAAUGCUUGCCUCGUGGAGCCGCCCCAAGACGUCCGUUGGACUCCCCACGCUGCCUCGGCCAAACUCGCAGUCCCCGGAGAAGAUGAGAAGUCGCUCGGUUGCUUCUGGGGUGCAUCGUGAUCGGAAUAUAACACCUUUCCCUCUGAACUGUUCAAGGGCGGAAAGCAGAGUCAAUGAGGACUUGGACGAUGUGACGCCUCUGUCUCGGCAGUGUUGCGAGGUUCUCGGUCCGACCGCAUGCAACCAUUGCAUGCGGGUGAACAAACGUCACAACCAGUCAGAUCGUUGUGAGUCCGCUUUCCCCAGCCUGCACGUUUCAGAGCAGCACUUUACAACCGCUCUUUUGCUAAAACGAUAUUUUCCUGGUACACCGACGUAUGAACUCCAAAACAGAGUGGCCAGUGGUCACAUCUACCCAAGCACUCCCCGGAAGGAAAAAUUCAUGAACAAACCGUCCAGAAAGAUAAAACCUCCCGGGAAAAGUAACUGGGCGUCCAUCGCACCAGACGGGGCGAGUUGGACCUUCUUUCAGGGAAUACGUGAUCUCAAUCAGAAAAUCGUCAGCGGUCGGAUGCAUCGGCGGUCGCAUCGCUACCAAAUCGACUCACCGGCAGAUAUGCAAAGACUUACAGAGGCUGGUGUCCUCAAUUCUUCGGACUCGAGGCCCGUGUCUCGGAUGGUCACGCGACGACUCGACAAGGUGGAGAAGAAGAAGCCCGAAUUCGUCUUGGAGUAUGACCCGCCUCUCUGCACUAAAGAGGCGCAGCAGACGAAGAAUGUCUUCUUCGCGGGGGAGGAGCAGACGAACUAUGACCUCCCGGAGCGGCUACCGGAAAAGCUGAUGCCGGAGGAAUUCAUUUUGGAAGUUCAGAGAGUGAUAAUGCAGUCGCCUGUGUCCUCGCGAGCGUCCAGUUCUAUGAAACUUGUGGACUCACCUGAUAGAAUGAAACGGCGUGGGACACCAACGUCAGAACGGACAAUGUCGGCCACUCCUGAGGCACUCACAUCUAAAGCGGCCUUACUGUAGAAACUCAUGUCGAACCUUCUCUGUGAGCCUCAAGAGAGCUCAGUGGGCUGUCGAAAUAGAGAGGCGGAGUAUAUUUAAAAUAACUGUCAGGAUACCGUAACUGUCUGUGAGAGAAUAUCUUUCCGAACCCGCAAAAUCUGGAAAAAGCUCAAGUUUCUAUUUCAAAAUCAACCUGAAUUCUGUUUGUUCAUAUCACAUGUAUAUUCAGAAUCAAGCCCAAAAUGUCUACUUUAAUUGUCAUAUUGUCAUCCAGCUUGAGGCUUGGGUAUGACCAUAAUCACCCAUUGUAAUCAUUCAGCAAUUUUGUAUAGCUGAGCAAUGAAUGACGUAAUCCCUAUCCUUGUUUCUGAUCAACCGUCUGUUAUCAAAUGGUGUAAAAAUCACUACCGCUAUUUUUA
Messenger RNA from Lineus longissimus, 1619 nucleotides. RefSeq lists its product as uncharacterized. The transcript has a single exon. NCBI's taxonomy places the organism in Eukaryota, Metazoa, Nemertea, Pilidiophora, Heteronemertea, Lineidae. The record is from RefSeq and is a predicted model, not a curated record. The coding region runs from base 1 to 1221 and encodes 406 amino acids.